AUGUCUUCCAGUGAAAACUCAUCACUUUCAUCAUAUUCAAGUUCUGAUGAUUCAAAUACCAUUGCACUCAAUCAAUGGGAAGAACGAGUUUCUCAACAAAAUCAUCAAAUUUAUACAAUUGUUAAGAAUAUGUUAUCUGACAUUACCAAUCUAACUGCAUGGGUCCAAGCUUCUAGAGUCAGAAAAAGGUAUUGUGAAAGGCAACGCGAGAUUGGUGAUGAGCGUUUGAUCAAUGACUAUUUUGGUCCCAACCCGACGUACGGACCAGAGGAGUUCCUACGCCGAUUUCGCAUGCACAAAUCCGUAUUCCUUCGGAUAGUAGAAGCUGUAACUGCUAACGAUGAGUAUUUUCAGGAGAGACGCGAUGCUGUUGGGAGACAAAGUUUGUCCUCUUUACAGAAGGGUACAUGA
Messenger RNA from Salvia splendens (bonfire salvia), 411 nucleotides. RefSeq lists its product as uncharacterized. The transcript has a single exon. NCBI's taxonomy places the organism in Eukaryota, Viridiplantae, Streptophyta, Magnoliopsida, Lamiales, Lamiaceae. The record is from RefSeq and is a predicted model, not a curated record. Bases 1 to 411 code for a protein of 136 amino acids.